Mangifera indica (mango) is the source of this 1478-nucleotide messenger RNA. RefSeq names its product E3 ubiquitin-protein ligase RZFP34-like. The transcript is spliced from 12 exons. The coding region runs from base 450 to 1307 and encodes 285 amino acids. Gene Ontology annotation, cellular component: nucleus. Gene Ontology annotation, biological process: protein ubiquitination; ubiquitin-dependent protein catabolic process. Gene Ontology annotation, molecular function: zinc ion binding; ubiquitin protein ligase activity. NCBI's taxonomy places the organism in Eukaryota, Viridiplantae, Streptophyta, Magnoliopsida, Sapindales, Anacardiaceae. The record is from RefSeq and is a predicted model, not a curated record.
CAGCUCCAAAGUACCCUUUCACUGAAAGGUCGUUAUGAAAAGCUAUCGUGUCCCAUUUCGUAAUUAUGACAAGUCCUUCCGAUUUCCGAGCCCUUGUUUCCCGCCACCCAAUAUAACAAUAGGAUCAGGCCACUCUUCCAACUCGGUAUCAACUCAGUCUCUACCCUGCAUUGACUCAACCAAAACUCACACUGAAUUCAACUACUUCUACAGGAAACGUCAAUCUAGGAGAGCUCUAUAUCAGUGUUAGCAAAAGGUGUUAGAUUUUAUAUUUAGCUGUAAGUUAAUUUUAGCGUAGCCUGUGGCCUUGCGUGCAUCCGAGUCGGCUCACUCAAAUCACACGUACAAACACAUAAACAUUUCCUUCUCUCCCCCUCUUUUAAGUGCAGUUUUUUCCGUAUAAAUCUCCAUCUUUCAAGCAACACCGUUUCUUGUAAGAAACUCAGAUAAUGGGGUCGUCUCAUGAGUCUGCUUCUAUUGAAUUUGAGUCUUCGAUGGAGCUUGGAUAUGGGAAUUAUGGGUGCUCACAUUAUCGGAGGAGAUGCAAGAUUAGAGCACCUUGUUGUGGUGAAAUAUUUGAUUGCAGACAUUGCCAUAACGAAGCUAAAAAUUCACUUGAAAUCGAUGCUCUUGACCGUCAUGAUAUUCCACGCCAUGAAGUUGAAAAGGUCAUCUGCUCUCUAUGUGAUACAGAACAAAAUGUCCAACAGAAUUGCAUAAAUUGUGGAGUUUGCAUGGGGAAGUACUUCUGUGAGAAAUGCAAAUUCUUUGAUGAUGAUAUAUCGAAGAAUCAAUACCACUGUGCUGAAUGCGGAAUUUGCAGAACUGGAGGCAAGGAGAAUUUCUUUCACUGCGAUAAAUGUGGAUGUUGCUAUUCGAAGUUCAUGAAGGAUGCGCAUUGCUGUGUGGAAGGAGCAAUGCACCACCAUUGCCCUAUUUGCUUUGAGUUUCUAUUCGACACUAUGAAAGACAUUACUGUCUUGCGCUGCGGACACACGUUACAUUUUGGAUGUUUGAAAGAGAUGGAGAUGCAUUGUCGGUACUCCUGUCCUGUAUGCUCAAAGUCCAUUUGUGACUUGUCCAAUUUGUGGUCAAAGAUUGAUAAAGAGGUUGCCUCAACUCCAAUGCCUGAAAUUUACAAGAACAAAAUGGUAUGGAUUCUGUGCAACGAUUGCGGCACAAACUGCCGUGUUCAAUUUCACAUUGUGGCACAUAAAUGCCUCAGCUGCAAGUCGUACAAUACUAGACAAACGCGAGGAGACAUCUCAACUUCAUGCUCAUAUGAGAUGCCUGAGAUGGUGAGAUGACCGGUUGUUGAUGAACAGGCCUAAAUGGCAUCAGAGAGAGCAUCUGUAUUUUUGAAUAAACACCAUCUCAGUGAUAUUUUUGUAAAUGCACAUUGCUAAUGGGGAAAAUUAUACCAAAUUACACCUUGUUUUAAUCACAAAAUAAUACAUAUUCAAUUUUUUUUCUUUCAA